Melanaphis sacchari is the source of this 10286-nucleotide messenger RNA. It is a transcript of the gene mv, whose product is annotated as lysosomal-trafficking regulator. The record is from RefSeq and is a predicted model, not a curated record. The transcript is spliced from 46 exons. Bases 147 to 10286 code for a protein of 3379 amino acids. Gene Ontology annotation, cellular component: cytosol; membrane. Lineage: Eukaryota; Metazoa; Arthropoda; Insecta; Hemiptera; Aphididae. Gene Ontology annotation, biological process: intracellular protein localization. Gene Ontology annotation, molecular function: protein kinase binding.
UGAUAAUUGUCAAUUAUUGAUAUUAUAAUAAUGUUUGUAUGUAAGAGUCCAAGACCGGUUGGCGGUCAUACUUGCAUUGAUAAUUUUUUUUAAACGCAUCCUCAGGUUGUUUCUUAUACUUCAAUUUUCACAGUAAUUGCAAACCUAUGGAUCAUUCAGCACCUAUAAAACCUUCAAAAAUACUUAUUUUCUGGGAGGCUUAUUUGAAAUGUAACACUAUUGUGGAAAAUGCACUUAAAAAUGAUUUUAAAAUUGCAUGGUUUGAUUUACUGCUAUCUGAAAUACUGUCUGUACAUGAAAAAAUUAAGGAAGUUCCUGAUGAUAUUCCAAAAGCAAAUAUAUCUAAUGCAAUAGUAGAUCAAUUACUUUUGGAUAUUGAUCAUGUAUGUUCUGUGUCUGGUGAAGAAGAUUUAUCUAGUUUGAAGAAAUAUAUUUUAAUUGAACGAGGAUGGAGAUGUCUAACAGUUUUACAUUUGCUUGGGACUCAAGAAGUCCGACAACUAAAGGAACUGACUAAUGUCUUAGUAUCAGUUUUCACAAUAUUCAAUGAUGAUGUUGAUUGUAAAAUAAGUUAUGAUGCCAAAAAGAUUAAUCCUUAUAUUUCUUCAACGGAUGAAACAAAUUUGAAACUUGAUGAUUUAAUUAAGUUAACACAAUUUCAAGGUAUGAAAUCAAAAUCAAAAACUCAACUUAAUUCUAUAUAUGAUAGGUCAAGUCCUAGUAUACCUAGAUCUCGUCGAGUAAGCUCUGUAUCAGCAAAUAGGAUAAAAACUCACUCAUUAGAAGGUGAUAAAUCAAAAAUGGUCGAAGAAUCUAGUGAAUCAGAGUCUCAAACUGCAUUAGAUAUGAUGAAGUCGCCUAGCGCUCUGCGUAUUCGAUUUAAUCCAAUGGACUUUGAUUACUUUACUAAUAUUGUACGUAGUGGAGAUGAGCAUAAUGAGUCUGAUGAUGAAGAAACCAACUUGGCCAAAAGAAGAAAUUUGUAUCCUGGUUAUUUUUAUGACGAACAUAUUAAAUCUAUUACCAGUCACACUUCAACUCCAAGCCAAAUAAAGUUAUUAGUUUUAGAUUUAUUAACACAAAUUUUAUUGUUCAGUACUCAGAACCCUUUAAAAUAUAAUUUAAAAAGUAGUCAUCAGUUUGUGCCAUUUAUAGUUAUGAAAUUUUCAUUAGAUAGCAUAUGUGUUUCUCAGUUUGAUGUUAGCAAUAAAGAUGAUGAUGUAAUACAAUCAAAAAUGUUGUACAAUAUGGUUUUAGCUGUUAAAAAAUUGUAUCAGUAUCAAAACAUCAGUGAAACAAUUACUCAAGAAGGUAUUGUACCAUUAUUAUUGCAAAUUUUAGAAAACUUAUUGAACAAAUCAAGAAUAAAUGAGUUAAAAGAAUAUCCUUUUCGUCAAAAAACUCUUUUUGGUGUUGUAUGUGCAUUGCUGAUGUUAUUCUCAUUGAUGUUAUUUGAGUGUCAUUCUUAUAAUAGUCAUUUUAAUUUUUUAAAACAAAUACGAGUAAUGCUUGACUGCCAACGUGGCAAACUAAUUGAAAAAUGUAUUUCAUUAAUACUUAGUAUAAGAGAUCAAGACGCAGAACUCUCCUCUAAUCAUGUUAAAAUUGUUAUAAAUUUACUUGGUUUAUUAGUGUUGAACAUGAAGAAAAUAAGACAACGUAUGGUACAUCUACAGCAUUGUAACAAAAUCAGACAUCGACAUUGUACUAAAUCUAUGUUGCAUCAUCAUAACAAUCUCUUUGGAGAAGUAUAUGUAAGUAGUAUAGUUCCAUCUCAAGAUACUAGUCAAAAUUGUUGUGUUACUUCAUUGUCAAUGAUUCUUAUUCGACUAAUGAUCAACUUAAAUAACCAGGAUAAAGAACUAUGGUUUUAUUUGGCUAAGACAAUAGGAGUUACAGGAAUAUGUUGUUGUGUACCACUGUCUUUAAUUUUACCAAAGUUAUUAAAAAUGGUUGGUGACCAUGACUAUAAGAAGAGUUACAUGAUAUUACAACUGAUGGAAAAAACUUUGUAUCGAGAUACAGGUGUUGCAUACAAAGAUAAUUCUUGUAAGGUAUGUUGUGAUGAUGAUGACACUUCUCUAAGUAGUAUGAAUUUAUAUGAGAAAAAGAAGAAGAAAAAAGAACAAAAAUGGAUUACCUUUGAAUUGUUUAGAAAAUUAUUGACUGGUUCAAGCAUUAAACUGACAUAUACAAUUGGAUUACAUUUGUCAAAAAAUGCUUCAGUAUUUAUAAAGGAUGUUCAACAUGUAAUGUUGUUUCGUAUAUUUUAUCCAAUAUUUAAAACAAGUGAAAAAUCAUACAGGGAAAAUAAGAGUGAUUCUGAUCGUUUUCUAAUUAAUGUUUCAUUAAAUAUAUUUAACAUAUUAUUAGCGUCUCUAGAUUUUACAUCAGAAUUUGAUUCUCUAAAUGGUGUUAAAUACUUAAAACUUUUAAUAACUGAUCCAAUUUUUACAAAAUUGGCUUGCAAUGUGUUGGAAACAAAAAUAAUGUCAAAAAUGUGGACCUUGAAUCAAAUUAAAACAACUCCAAUUUUAAUUACAGAUAGUCAAGCGGAAGAUUUAAAUAUUAUUGUAACUGCAGUGUUUAAUUUAGUUGAAUUAUUUUGUGGUUAUGUAAUGAAAACACAAUCAACAAAAAUUAAUUUGAAAUUUAAAUACAGUCUAUCAGCCUUGUCAGAUUUUUUAAGAGAAGAUAUCACAUUUAAAUCUGUAGAUCAAUACAAUGACUAUAAUAGUGUUAUAACAAGAUUGGCUGAUUUAUUUCAAUGCUUAGCUAGACUUUCAUUAACAUGUCCUAGAAUUAGGAGUUAUUUACAAGUUUCAUCUGUUGUAUAUCAUUAUGACACACUUCUAUCAAUUGUAUCUUUAUUAUUAACCAGGCCAAUUAGUGUGGAAGGUAUGAAUGUAGUUACAAUUGAAGACAAAAAUGUUAUAAAUUUAAAGCUUAUCGAAUGUUUACUAGUCUUAAAUCUAUCAAUUUUUGAGGAUAAAAUUACAUUGGAUUCUCACGUAAAAGAUUUGUUGAUUGAAGCUUUGUCUAAAGGACAUAUUGGAAUUAAACAAGUUUGUAGUUCUUUAAUAAAAUGUGCUACAGUAUCUUAUAAUCGUCAAACCUUAAAUUCAAUAACAACAGAUCAAUCAUUAAAUAUGUUAUUGGAAAUAGAAACACCAGGUAAAGCUGAAUGGCUACCAUUUGAUGAUGACGAUGAUUUUAUUUCUGGUGAUGAAGGUUAUGAAGCAGAUAUUGAGUUUCAGAGUUGGAUAAAUAUUGACUCAUCUGAUAAAACUGCAGAUGAAUCAAUUUCUCAUAAAAAUAUUCACACAGAUACAAAAAAAAUGAACAUUAUGCAUCCAGCACUGUGUACAUUGGCUAUAGACCUAAUGACUUUUUCCAGAAAUCUUGACAAUAUAGAUGGAAUAAUUUACUGUUUACAAAGAUUAAUUGCUAUUUGUAAAGAUAAUGAUGAAAGUUGUAUAAAACUUGCUAAAGAAGGACUUAUUUCUAAAUUGUUAAACUGUAUUGAAGAACAUAUUAAUAACAAAGAACAAUUUGAAAUUUAUGAUAAAAUUUAUAAUUAUAUGAUGGAACUUAUUGCUUUAAUGGCUUGUCAUUAUAUAGAAACUUUUGAACUUGAGAUGUAUUUAAACUUGUUUAAAAUAAAUAAUCCACCUCUUAGGUUAUUACUCUUGCCAUUAGUUUACGUGACUGAUCAUAUACCAAUUGCAUGGCGACCAUAUUACAGUAUUCAAUUUCCUGCAAAAUUAAUCUCAGAUUUACCGAUUAGUGAUAGACCUGCAGAAGCAUUAGCUAUUUUAAUUCGAGAAAACCAUAAAGAAAUGAAUUUGCUGACACCAUGGUCUGUAUUUGCUCUAAGUUUACCCAUAAACACAGAUCUUGGAUGGUCUAUAUUAUCGACUGGCUUUUCAUUAUCAAUGUGGUUAUGUUUAGAUCAUGUGCAUAAAUGUAUAAGUAUCAAGAGAAACAAUUCUGCAGAAUCUAUUGGAAAAACUCAAAACUUACAAAAAGAAACAAACAAUUUAGAUGAUUUAACCCAUGUAUUUUCAGUUGGAUUUGAUGCAAUGCUUAUAGAGUUUUGGUUGAACUCUUUAACUGAUGGCUUUGUAGUGAGACUCACUAGGCCAAAUGAAAAUAAAUUUGAAUUACUUUCUGAAGUAAAUUUUAACAACUGUUUGGGUGUGAUUGCUUGGCAUCAUGUUGCUAUCAAUGUAAAUGGUAUUAAAAAAGGAGACAAAUUUAUUGAGAUAACACUUAUAAUAGAUGGAUUGUAUGAAAAUAAAGCCAAUCUCUUGUUUAAUGGAUUUCUUAUUAAAAAACCUCGACCAUCCAAUGUUCUAUUAGGGGAUACUAGAGAUAAUACUUCACCUAUUUCAAUUGGAAAUAUUUUAAUGUUCAGAUUGCCUGUUCUAACAAAAGAAUGUUCUAGUACUCUUGCAGCUUUUGGACCUGAUUUAGAAAAUUUGGCUGAUUGUUCGAAUAAUCCAUUAAAACCAAACUUUAGCAUGUUAUUUAAUGAUUCAGUUUUUAAUUUAAAUGCAUCUUUGAAUUCUAAUUUUGACUGGAGUCAAAUAUCGAAACAAAGUUUUGAAAUAAUUAAGCCUCUACAGGAUGUAAUAUUACUGAGUUUUACUCCAAGACAACCACUUACAGUUUGUUUGUACUCUUUGACUCUUCCAAAUCCUACAGGUUCUUUAUUUCCUCCUACUCAACCAUUAAUGUUCAAGAUGACUGCAUAUGAUUUACGUGCAUGUCAGAGCCCACCUCAAGUGAUAUCUACAGUUAUUGUUAGUUCUAUUAAAGUGCUUGAGCCAAAUGGAUUACUGACUGCAAUAAAUAAAAUAGGAGGCAUGCCUUUAAUAUUAUUUUUAUUUGCAAGGGUUAUAGAAUUUCAUUCAUCUUCUAAUGAUCAAGUUAAAGCAUUAAAAAUUCUAUUACAUUUUGUACAAUCUGAUUCUAAAUUGUAUUCAGAAUUUAUUACACUUGAUGGUUAUAAACUAUUAACAAAAGCACUGACUUCAUCAAAAAUUCAACCUAGUUGUUCGAUGCUAAUGGUUCUUUUGGAAGCCGGUUGUAAUAAAAAGGGAGCAUUUGUUUAUGUAAAUGAUGAAUGGAUUGUCAAUAUGUUUUAUGAAGGUGUUUUGUUGAAUACUUGUUUUAUAAAAGAAGUAAUUUUACCAUGUUGGAAGAUAUGGACUACCAAUAAUCAACAGAUUAUUCAGUAUCUUUUCAAAUUUUGUAAACAUCUUUUAUCGUUAAACCAUCCACAUAGAAAGUUUAAUUUAAAACAAAUUCAAUCAUCUGAAUUAUUGGAAUCGAUUUUAUUGCAAAUUAAGUGUCAAUUAUUGUUAGAGGAUUCAAAUGAAACCACAUUAGUAGGAUGUGUUCAAAAAGAUUUAGUUGAUUUUGUACAAAGUAUUUUUGAUUUACGAACAAAUAAAAGUUAUAUUACUUUGAUAUUAGACUUUUUGAUUGCUGUGCAUCCAAGUAAAAAUUUAUACUUGCCUCAUUUAAAAGCAUUAGUAUAUUUUGUUUUAUCACCCCAAUCAAGAAUGUAUGCAUCACCUGAUUUUCACAUUCAUGUAUCUUCAGAAUCUGAAGAGUCUGAUAGUAAAUUACAUUUAAACAAUUAUUCAGAAACUGAUUUUUCUGGUUCUAUUGAUACUCAUAGAUUAAAUACAGAGUUAUUAAAACUCCAGGUACAGCAAGAAUUGUUAAAAAAUAAUCAAAUAUAUUCAUCCAAAGCUAGUGAAGAAACAUCAGAAAGUAGUGAACAUUUUGUUCCAGAAGAGACUGGUCAAGAUUCCGGUAUAGAUGGUAGUAUUAAAGAUGUUGCCGUAGCGAUGAAAAGUAAUGAAAAAAAUGUAUCAUUGGACUAUGGUAAUGCUUGCGAAGCUGAAGUGUACUUUGGAGCUCAAGAAAAAUUAAAUGAAAAACAAUUUAAAUCUUCUGAUUCUGAAAGUUACAGUGAGAUGAUUGAAGGUUUAUUUUCUAUAUUAAGAAAUGUUUUAAUUAAUAUUUCAAAUUGUGUUCCUGGUAAUGUUAUUGAAAAAAUGUUUGACGCAGAGAAACUCGUGGUUUUACUUAACAAUCCUAGUCCUUCAAUUAAAAUUAUCGUUUUAAAAAUAAUAUGUGUAUUUUUACAACGAUGUAGUCAAUCGUAUGCUAAAAGAUUUGUGACUAAAUUCAAAGGAUUUUAUCAAAUGGCAAACAUAUUGUCAUUACAUCAAACCACAGUGAAUUUAGUUGACACUUGUGCUUCUAUAUUUACUGGUAACUAUUGGCUUUCUUUGGAUCAACAACUGCUAUGGGACCAACCUGUUGAAAUGGGUUCUUUUAACUUUUCUGCUGUCCCAUUAUUACUCUCGCUGUUACCCAAGUCUACUUAUAAUUUGACAUUGUGUACAAAUAUAGUAAACUUCUUUCUCAAACUCGUAACCAAGGUUCCACAGUGUUUGAAUACUAUUUUAGAGUAUGGUUUGGUUGAAUGUCUAUUAAAAACAUUAUCAGUAAUUGCUAGUAUUUACCCAACAGCUCAGAGUCAUAUAGAUUUAAAUAAACAAGAAAUACUUGUUGAUGAUAUAAAUUCAUUAUUAAUAACAUUGAUUACUUCAGCUAUUCAUACUCCUGGUACACAAAAUAUUCAAAUUUUAAAUGAUUCAGUGUACCAAUGUCGUUAUUUACAAAAAACAGAAAUACAAACAUCAAAAGAAGGCAUCAGGUCCAACUUAACCCUAAGAGAAACGCAACGUUUUAUUUUGGAAUCUGGAAUGGAUACAAUUCAAGAUCUCAUACAGACUCAACCACCUUUAGUUCCUGCUUUGUCCCGUUUAAAAAAGAACUUGAGUUCUGUGUUAUCAUUAAACAACCCAAAAGAAACAAAUAAUAUACCAUCCAUAUCAAACAGUGAAUCAAGCCUAUUUAGUAUUGUAUCUAAUAUUAAUCGUCAAAAAUCUUUAUCUAAAACAGAAUUAAUUGAAAGAUACAAAAAUAUAAUCAUUCGAUCUGUUGAGUUUAUUUUUGCUUCAAAUGAAAAAACAAGUGACGAAGUUACUCCUGAAGUUGCGUUUGGAUGUCAUUUGUUCACAAUUCUUCUUUACAAUCUUACUAGUAUUAUACAAAAUACGAGAGAACAAAGACAGCAUCCAUGGGUGUCUAUUUAUGGAGCUGCUCGUGAUGUUAUAAGAUUGCAAGGUGCCAAUUUAUUAGUAUGGCUUUUAAGUCCAGAUCAAACAACAAGGAUACGUAUUUUUGCUGUAAAAUCAUUAUUAAAUGAACCUAGGUCUAAAGAAUUGUUCAAAAACUUAAUAUAUAUAAAUCCUCAGAUUGAACAAAGGUUUUAUGUUUAUUUGUAUUCAUUGAUGAAUGCUGAUUUGACUGUACCUCUUACUGAAGAAGAAUUGUGUACGUGUGAAGCAUUGAAAGAACACCUGAUCGAAUUAGAAUUAUUAACUGCCGAUAGUAAUGGAAUUGUUUAUGAAAAUGAAUGGAAAAAUCAGAUAAAUCAAGUUUUAAGUCAAAUGAAUAUAGAAUUAAAUGGAAUGGAUAUUAAUCAAAAUGAUAAUAUUAUAAAAAGUGCUUGUAAAUGGGAUAACACAAUAAAGUUGAUUUGCAAUUCUGCUAUGGAAAUUACAACAAUUGUAUCAGAUAAACAAAAUUCCCAAAGGAAACUUGUACUAGAAAAAACUAAACAAAAUUAUAGAAAUACCAUACAAGCAACAAUACGAUGGAAAUCUAUUAUCAACCAAAUGUCUCACGAAAAGGCGCCGUGGUAUUUUCCAGAGUCAUAUCCAACAUCAUGGGAACUUAAUCCAACAGAAGGACCUAGUAGAGUGAGAAUUCGCCUUCAAAGGUGCCAUUUAAAUAUAUUAAAAAAAUUCUUUAAACCUGAACAUGUAAAAAAAGCUGAAAAAAAUAAUAUCAAAGGACCUCUAGACUAUUUAGUAUCAGAUGAUAUGGAAGUUCCUGUUUCCUCUGCUGUUGUUGAAAGCUUAUUGUCUCAAGAAAAAAUAUCGUACAUGUGUACUGCAAAACUAGUACACCCAUGGCAAAAAAUUAAAUGUGAAAUUUUAAUCAGUGAAAAUGCAAUUUACAUUGUUCCUACCGAAAACAUACCAAACUUUCCACAAAAUGAUUAUUCACAUGUUCUUAAAUUUGAUGAAAUCAAAGAAAUACAUAACCGCAGAUACUCACUGAAGGAAAAAGCUGUAGAAAUAUUUCUUACUAAUGGAAAAACGUUCUUAAUUGCUUUUCAUUCUCAAAAGGAAAGAGAUGAAUUUGGAAGUUAUUUAUUAAAUUUUCCAUUACCAAAUCAUAUUACCAACGAAAUACUAAGUGAAACAGUUGAUUUAUGGAGGACACGUCAAAUCACCAACAUGGAAUAUUUAUCGAUUUUGAAUAAAAUGGCUGCACGAUCUUAUAAUGAUUUAAUGCAAUAUCCUGUUAUGCCAUUUAUUUUAGCUAGUUACAAUACCACAGAAUUAGAUUUGAAUCAAUUAUCUACUUACAGGGAUUUGAGACGGCCUAUGGCAAUUCAGAAUAAAAAAAAAGAAGCUCAUUAUAUUCAACAUUACAACUAUUUAAAAGAAGAUAUUCAUAACUUUGGAACUGAUCCACAUCACUAUAGUUCACAUUACAGUAAUUCUGGUACAGUAUUACAUUUCUUGAUCAGAGUCCCACCAUACACACAAAUGUUUAUUAAAUAUCAAGAUAAUAAUUUUGACGUACCAGAUCGAUCAUUUCAUUCAAUGGAAAUUACCUGGCGUUUGUCAUCUGAUGAAUCAACGACUGACUUGAAGGAACUUAUACCUGAGUUUUACUAUUUACCUGAGAUGUUUAUGAACUUUGAACAAUUAAAUUUUGGAGUUAAGCAAUCUGGAGAAACUGUUGAUUCUGUUAAAUUACCAAUAUGGGCUCAAGAUAAUCCACGAUUAUUUGUUCUUAUUCAAAGGCAACUUCUGGAAUCUGAAAUAGUUAGUGAAAAUUUACCACAUUGGAUAGACUUAAUAUUUGGUUACAAACAGACUGGUAAAGCAGCAAUUGAUGCAAUCAAUGUGUUUCACCCAGCUACUUAUUAUGGAUCACAUAUAGAAGAUACAGAAGAUCCAGUUGCAAGAUCUGCUUUUAAAACUAUGGUCAGCACUUAUGGACAGACUCCAAGACAGUUAUUUCGCUUUCCACACCCAAUGAUAGUCAAUGAUUACUCUCCAAAAAAUGUAACAAAAAAUACUAACUGUCGAAAUGUUAUCAAAGGUUUAAAAAAUUUAAAAUGGGGAAAUUAUGUUGGAUCACCAGAGGAAAAUGUCCCCAUGUAUAUUUGGAAGAGAAAACACAAGACUCUGGUUACUAAUUUUGUGCCCUUACUUACCAAUGAUGUAUUUGGACUUUCAAAUAACUCUGCUUUACUCUUAACAUAUUCAAAAGAAAAAUCGUUAACAUUAUUAAAUGAAGGAGUUACUGUAAUGGCUGCAGCAAUACUUACUUGGAGUGAAUUUGAUAAUGUGGUUAGAAUUAAACAGCGUAAAGAAGCUCCCUCUAAACCAGCAUUCAAAUUUUUUUCUACAGACAACAUCAGCACUAUAGUCACUGCACCACACUGCCCUUAUAUUUGGAUUGGUUUUGAAUCUGGAAUUAUUCACGUAUACAAGUUUUAUUUUGACAUCAUUGUUGGUAACGUAGAAAUUUUUAAAGAACCGACUGUUCUUAUUGGCCAUCGAGCAAAAAUAUCUUGUAUAGCUUUGAGUCCAGCAUUUAGUAUUGCUGUCAGUUGUGAUAAUGAAGGAAUUGCAAUUAUUUGGGAUUUAAAUGAUAUUGCAUACGUGAGAUCAUUGGAGCCUAUGACAUUCCCAAUAAAUUUAGUUUCCAUCAAUGAAAUUCUUGGCGAUAUUGCUACAAUUGCUUACAACUGUAACAGUGGAAAAUCAAUCAUGACACUUCAUACUAUAAAUGCCUCACUUAUUGGCAGUAUAGAAAAUGAUAAAAAAAUAACAGCAGUAUGCUUUUCUAAUGCACCCGAAGGAAUAUCAGUUAAUAUUAUCGCAACGGGAUUGGAAGAUGGGAGUGUUAAGUUAUGGAGCACAUGGGAUUUAUCUUUUGUUAAUGAAAUACCAAUUAUCCAUUUUGACGGAGCAGUUAUAGCUAUUAUCUAUUCGAGUGACUCUCAACAUUUAUAUAUAUCAACAGAAGAUGGAACAGUAACAAUUUGGGAGUCUGCUGGUGCUAAACAAAUUAGUAAAACACCAAAAUUUUUAAAUCUUAGUAUACAAUAA